GUUGUGAAUCACUUCCAGUGCUGGAGGAAAAAACAACACGAGUGCAAGAAUUGAAUCAAACUUACAGAUAUAGUGGUUUGAUAUGUCUGGAGGGAGGUUGAAGACCAGUCCUUCUGCGUCCAACGGCUUCAGUUCGACUCCAGUCAAGUCCGGUCAUCAGAAAAGAGACUUCCACAAAUCUAAUGUAUUGGAUGACGGAGUCCUGUCGGAUGACGAAGAUACAUUCUCUCUGCUCUCUCCGAUCUAUCACGAUAGUUUUGACAGUGAUGAAGACCCGGAUCCCAGCCCAGAUCAUCAGACUUCACCCAGACCGAGUGACAGCUCUAGACACAGCGUUUCACCUGAAAGAUGUGAACUACCAAAAACACCUUCAGAGCAGAUGCUACUUCCGAGUGCUACUGGGCAGAAUACACCUUCUCUUAGUCCAUGGGAAAUGUGGCUUGUGAACAAGGCUAAAGAGGACCGCCUUAAAGCAGAGAAGAAAGCAGAGGAGGAGCGCUUACUCAAGGAAAAGAAAAAAGAAGAAGAAAGGGAACAACAACAGAAAAUGAUUGUCGUGGAGGAGAAGAUCCACGAAUGGCUAAAGAUGAAAAAAGAACAGGAGAAGCAUGAGCAACUUAUGAGAAAAAGCAAAAAGGAAGAGGAGAUACAGAGAAAGCAAGAAAUGCAGAGGGAAAGUCAUCAGAAAGCUCAGCAAAAGUACAAAGACUGGCUACAGAAGAAGAACCAAGAAAAGGCAGAAAAAGAAAAGAAGCAAAGGGAGGAAGCUGCACUGAAGGAGGAGCAGGAGAAGGUGCGCCGUGAAAAGGCUGAGGAGAAGUUUAAAGAAUGGCUCACAAAGUCUCAUGUAAAAAGCAGACCAAGUCCAAAAUCUCCUCGUCACCCCACAAGUCCUUAUGACAAAUCCUGUCCAUCACCCAGCUUCUACAACCCAAUCCCAUGGAGGCCCAUUCAUAUCCCUCCUCCUGAACCAACAAUUAGUAAGACGACUGACAGGAAACCUCAGAAACACAGAAAAGGCCAACAAAGCUCCAGCACUGCUUCAAGGUUGAGAAAUACAGCGAGUGCAGCGCAGUCACUACAGAGACGAUGACACAGCAGACUGAUCAGUGUAACUGUGAAACAGUGGAUUGAAUAUGAAUCCAUCAGAACUCAUCUACUCAACCAGAGAAUCUGUUGAAUUACAGAACUUUUUCUGUUUUCUUCCACUAAAAUAAUCAAAUUUGACUAAACACAGGAAUCUGUUUCUGUAUUUAUCAUGAUUUUUUUAAUAAGAAUGUUUAUUUUUCUUAGUCGAAUGUUAACUUCCAUACCUUAAUUAGAUUUGUUGUUUAUUUUUCUUGGCUGUACAUCUUAAACACUGGAUCCUUUUUCAUGUUUUGUAAAUUGAAUCAGUGCAUUAUUGUAAUAAAAGUGGUAUAAUUGAAA
Sphaeramia orbicularis (orbiculate cardinalfish) is the source of this 1428-nucleotide messenger RNA. RefSeq names its product coiled-coil domain containing 34 (gene ccdc34). The record is from RefSeq and is a predicted model, not a curated record. Bases 83 to 1093 code for a protein of 336 amino acids. The transcript has 7 exons. Lineage: Eukaryota; Metazoa; Chordata; Actinopteri; Kurtiformes; Apogonidae.